Messenger RNA from Pelobates fuscus (common spadefoot toad), 1590 nucleotides. RefSeq names its product cocaine- and amphetamine-regulated transcript protein-like. Bases 64 to 390 code for a protein of 108 amino acids. Gene Ontology annotation, biological process: G protein-coupled receptor signaling pathway; cellular response to starvation; positive regulation of MAPK cascade. The record is from RefSeq and is a predicted model, not a curated record. The transcript has 3 exons. NCBI's taxonomy places the organism in Eukaryota, Metazoa, Chordata, Amphibia, Anura, Pelobatidae. Gene Ontology annotation, molecular function: neuropeptide hormone activity.
ACACUACAUGUAUCUGGAGAAACAAACAGCCCACAGUCACACAGGCAGACUUGCGAUUCAGCUAUGGACAAGGUGAGAAGAUACUCCCCGAUUACCCUGCUACUGGCUGUCUGCAUCUCUGCCCUGAUCGUGGCCAGUAAAGGAGAGGACUCCAUACAGGUCCAGUCUGAAGAAGACCGCCUACAACCAUCCAACAGCCUGGCAGUGGCUCUGGAAGAGAUGCUUGAAUAUAAUCAGAAUAAAGGAAUCAGCCUGCAGAAGAAAGCAAGCCAAGUGCCACGGUGUGAUGUAGGCGAGAGGUGUGCCAUUAAGCAUGGACCACGGAUUGGAAAGCUGUGCGACUGCCUAAGAGGAACAUCUUGCAACACAUUCUUACUGCGAUGUUACUAGCGUCAGAGUGUCAGCUCUGUGACCCAUCCAUCACCUACCCUCUGACUAUGCCAUAUCGACCACAUAUACACUGUACCCACUGCGUACAAGAUCCCUCAACUGAAUGGUUCACUCGGCACUGUAUACUCCUGUACGAGUGCAGAGACUGUGCCCCUCACUGUGUGAAGUUUGUAUCGUCCUCUAUGCGCUUCAGUGAAUGCUCCCCCAUGAUACCUAAACUGUUCGGUUUGUUUUAACCACCACCCUGAUGCCUUCCAUGUACACUGCUGUCUGAGUACAUAUCACCCCCUCAUUCAAUAAUUUUACCCCACAGGCAGAGUGCAUAUUCUGUGAACUCAUGGCAGUCAUAAAACUUAGUCCUACACCUGUCCCACUCCUUGCAGCUAGCUCUAUGUAAAAUAAACCCCUCACAGCCUUGUUCCGUGUUAUUUACAAUUUCUGUAUGGUUUCAUUCGUUUGUCCUGUUUUCAAAGUCCAAACAUUUUUUGUAUCUAUUAUUUUAUCUGUUCAUCCUGCAAAUUAAACAUAUCUCCGAACACCAAUGAGAUUGGAACACCCCAAAACCUUGUAUUAGGUGACCCCGUGGUCUAUUUUCAGGUUCUUGUCUUUAUAUGCAACAGAGAAAAGUAAAAGGAAAAUGUGAUCGUAAAAAAAAAAUUCAGGCUCCAUUACGAACAUCCUAUUUCUAAACAGAACUACGGAUCAGAUUCUCGAAAGCUCCACAAUAAUUAGAUUUGCUUAUUGUGAUAGCUUUGACAAUGAACCAGUGUUUCUGUGUUAAGUCUGUAGAUAUAUAUAUAUACACACACAACGCACACACACGCGCAUACAAAGUAACAAGGAGUACUGUGAAAUCUAAAAAAUGUCCUCACUACAAUACUUUGGCUUAUAUUACCUGCUGAACACAAUCAAAAUCUGCAUUCUACCACUUGCAGAAAAGCGUGGAAAAUCUCAAUUGUGUCAAAUAUCUAGUAAUUGUGUGUUUGAUAUAUUCCUCCCAAGUCUCCGUUUGUCUCUCUGUCCUGUGGUCCAUACCUUGCUUUGUUAAAAAAUUCCAUUGCUAAAUGGCGUUUUUCCACCAUGCGAGUCACGAAAUGCCCUUGCACAUUUGUAGCGUAAGACUAGGAAGAAGCCAAGCCCACAAUCUCAUCUCGCUUUCUGUAUCUUGUACAAUUCUAUGUAUGUCAGAUGACUUAACUU